UGGUCCCCACAAUUAGUUUCAGUUCCUCAGAACAUCAAAGCGAAAUAGACGGUUCAUCUCGACGAGAAGUACAUGUGGACCAGCACCAGCAGCAGCCGCCCGACGAGGCCGAGGCUUCUCGUAGGUCCUCGUCUGACCAGCAUUUGUACAAUAUUAAGGCCUCCCACGAUCUUCGUCCACGGCAGAGCACCUCCUCCAG
Amoebophrya sp. A120 is the source of this 199-nucleotide messenger RNA. The record is from the annotation of a GenBank genome assembly. Lineage: Eukaryota; Dinophyceae; Syndiniales; Amoebophryaceae.